Molecule: messenger RNA, 1591 nt
Organism: Schistocerca gregaria
Lineage: Eukaryota; Metazoa; Arthropoda; Insecta; Orthoptera; Acrididae
Product: V-type proton ATPase subunit d-like
Exons: 2
Coding region: 170-1237 (355 amino acids)
Biological process (GO): proton transmembrane transport; vacuolar acidification; vacuolar transport
Cellular component (GO): vacuolar proton-transporting V-type ATPase complex; proton-transporting V-type ATPase, V0 domain
Molecular function (GO): proton-transporting ATPase activity, rotational mechanism
Source: RefSeq, a predicted model, not a curated record
ACUGUCCUUGUAUCUCUGUGUGUGCGCGUUACAACAGCUCAUGCGACGAUCGCGACGGCGCCCGUCUCCCUAAUACAUCGCAUACACAUACUUAUGGCAGCUUUUGUUCUUGCCUUAUCUCACUUUUGUUUGUGCACACACUUCUACCAGGCUAGUUGCGAUUUUUCAAAUGAACACCACGUCUCUCAAACCGGGGUCUCUCCUGACCUACGCUAUUGACAGCGGCUACCCUGAGUCUAUACUGUACGGAUACAAGCUCGAUUUGCUCACAGAAACCGACUACAGCAAAUUGAUAGAAUGCAAUGUCAUCGAUGACAUUCGGGUAUAUCUGCAGACCACCAGCUAUGGUGAUGUGUUUGACACGUUGACGCCGAACUUGGAUGUCUCGGCGAUCAAGAAGGCCUGCACGGCCAAGUUGGCGCAAGAGUUCGAAUAUCUGAGGUGCAAUUCAGUUGAGCCGCUUUCCACGUUUUUGGAGUACAUUCGCAUGGCCUAUAUGAUCGACAACGUCAUUCUCUUGAUAGCUGGCGCCAUUCGAGACACGAACGUGGAGUCAUUGAGAGAAAAGUGCCAUCCUCUUGGCAUUUUCGAGGGGAUGCAGUCGCUGACCAUUGAGCAAUCGCUGUAUGAUCUGUACAACUUGAUCGUCAUUGAGACGAAUUUGGCCCCCUAUUUUCAGAAGUGCUUGUCCGUCGAGGACUUGGAUGAGCUGAACAUUGAGAUUGUCCGAAACACGAUCUACAGGGCGUAUUUAGAGGACUUUCACGCGUUUUGCAAAAAGCUGGGUGGGACUACGGCCGAACUGAUGAACGAGCUGUUGAGUUUCGAGGCCAGUCGUCGCUCCAUCAAUAUAACGCUCAAUUCCUUCAAUACUGAAUUGAGGCGCGAUGAGCGUGCCAAGUUGUACCCUAGGCUCGGUCCUCUGGAUCCAGAGGGCCUCAGGCGCCUGGAAUUGGCUGACAACUUCGACCAGGUGAGAGACGCGCUGCAGUUUUAUCCUGUCUAUAAGCAGUUGUUUGACGAGGUCUCCAGCGACCCCGAUAAGACGUUAGAGGACGUCUUUUUCAAGUACGAGGCGCAGCUGAACAAGUUGUCGUUCAUGUGCGUGGCGAAUUACGCGUGCUUUUACUCUUACUUCAAACUGAAGGAGCAGGAGAUUCGCAACAUCGUUUGGAUUUCCGAAUGCGUGGUUCAGUCGCAGAAGCAGAGGAUUGGUGACUACAUAUCCGUCUCUUGAGGGGCGAUCUGCCGACGCUGAGCGCGUUCUGCUAUUCGUGCGUUUUUUUCUUGACGGAAUUUGGUACAAUCUUGGUUGUUUUCGCGGCGCGCAUAGGUUGCACGCCGGGAGAGGGGGUCUCGUGUCGUUUGAGUGGGCGUAGGGGUUCGACGGAGGGGCGGGCCGAAUGCGCGAGAGAGGUCUCCGUGUGGUGCGUGGGGUGCGGUUGAGCAGGUCUGCGAAGCGCGGCGAGUUGGCAGUUUUUUUGGAGACGGGUGGCGGUGUGUGUGGGGAGGGGUUAGCGUUUGACAGAGGGUUUGGUACAUUUUUUGUGUAUUAGAGGGGUAAAUUGAAUAAAAAAAAUUCCGUGAUAAU